This is a messenger RNA of Rotaria socialis, 1005 nucleotides long. Lineage: Eukaryota; Metazoa; Rotifera; Eurotatoria; Philodinida; Philodinidae. The record is from the annotation of a GenBank genome assembly.
AUGUUACACGCCGGCAUUGAAGCACUUUUCGGUCGCAAUCGCGAUCAUCAUCAUCGAAAAAGACAUUUAUUUCAUUUUGGUCGUCAACACAAUAAUCAUAAAGAAGAAGCAGAUGAAUUAGCAAAAUUUUUUUCUGAUAAACCAAAUACUGAAAAAGAAUUGAUCAGUGGUUCGAAUUUUGGUUUUGCUGCAAUGCAAGGUUGGCGUUCCUCUAUGGAAGAUAGGCAUAAAUAUUUAGUUCCAUUCGAUGAUUCUUCAUGGAAAUUAUGGUCGUAUUUUUCAAUUUUCGAUGGCCAUAAUGGUGUGGAUACUGCAAAUUAUGCUGCUGAUUAUCUUGAAAUUCAUUUAUUAGAUGCGUUUAAAAAGACCCUUGUUCAACAAAAUGAUGAUACUAUCAAAGGUGGCGAAUCUGUUCAUUCAUCGCAAAUAGAUAUUCCAGCAUUACAUGCUGCUAUUAAACAAGCUUAUUUUGAAUUAGAUCAACAUUUGAAAACCACGGUGAAAGAUGAUAGUGGGUGUGUUUGUAUAACAUGUCUUAUUGGCCCAGAACAAAUUUCUCUAAUUCAUGUUGGUGAUUCUCGUGCAAUUAUUUUUUCAAAUGAUGGACAUAUUUUAGCGCAUACUGAAGAUCACAAACCAGAUGAUCCUGCUGAACAAGAACGUAUUCAUGAAGCUGGAGGAAGAAUCUCGAAAUCAUUUGCUGGUGAUGUUUUACGUGUAGAAAAUCAAUUAGCCAUGACACGUGUAUUGGGCGACUUCGGAAUCGAUAAACAUAUUGUUCCACCAAUGGCAGAUAUUGUUGAAUAUCCACGAGAUUCAUCAGCAGCAUUUCUUGUUCUUGCAUGUGAUGGAAUUUGGGAUGUAAUGACAAAUGAAGAUGUUGCUUCAUUUGUUGUUGCUCGUGUAGCAACAAUGAAGCUAGAAAACAUUGCUGCACAAUUGUUAGAUGAAUGUCUUCGUCGAGAGAGUACUGAUAAUAUGAGUGUUUAUAUCGUAAAGCUUUAA